GCGGGACGUGGCGGGGUAGGUGGGAGGGUCAGCUGGUUUCGAUGGACCUUGUCCCUACACUGAGCCUGGCUCGCUGAUCCAACCAUGGAGGCAGCUGCAGAUCUUCAGGACACAGCUUCCUUGGCCCCGAAGUUUGAGUUUAACCCCAAACUGGGCAUUGAUAAUCCUGUGCUCUCCCUGGCUGAAGACCACGAGCCCUCUGAUCUCUGGAGCCUGGAACGACCUCGCUUCUAUCUGCUGAACAGAGAGGAGGGCAGGAGUUUUGGCUUCCACUUGCAGCAGCAGCGGGGCAGGGCUGGGCAUGUGGUGUGCAGGGUGGAGCCAGGCGCCUCUGCCCAGCGCCAGGGUCUUCGGGAAGGAGAUCGGAUCCUGGGGGUGAACAACCAUGUCGUGGAACAUGAAGACUAUUCAGUGGUGAUACGCCGCAUCCGGGCCAGCGGUCCUCGGGUAUUGCUGACGGUUUUGGCGCAGCACGUGCAUGAGGUGGCCCUAGCUCAGCGGGGGAACGAUGCCCACCUCUGUCCCACUCUCGGCCGAGGGGUCCGGCCUCGGCUGUGCCACGUAGUGAAAGACGAGGGUGGCUUUGGCUUCAGUAUCACCCAAGGACAUCGGGGUCCUUUCUGGUUAGUGCUGAGCACUGGAGGAGCAGCUGAGCGGGCAGGAGUGCCCCCUGGGGCCCGACUGCUAGAAGUGAAUGGGGUCAGCGUGGAGAAGUUCACGCAUAACCAACUCAGCAAGAAGCUUUGGCAGAGUGGCAAGCAGGUGACCCUGCUGGUGGCAGGGCCAGAGGUGGAGGAACAGUGUCGCCAGCUGGGAAUGCCCCUGGCUGCACCCCUGGCAGAGGGCUGGGCACUGCCCACCAAGCCCCGCUGUCUGCAUCUAGAGAAAGGGCCCCAGGGCUUCGGGUUCAUGCUCCGAGAGGAGAAGGGCCUUGACGGUCGGCUCGGUCAGUUCCUGUGGGAGGUGGACCCAGGACUGCCAGCGGAGAAGGCCGGGAUGCAGGCUGGGGACCGGCUGGUGGCUGUGGCUGGGGAGAGCGUGGAAGGGCUGGGCCAUGAAGAGACAGUGUCCAAGAUCCGGGCGCAGGGCUCCUGCGUCUCGCUCAUUGUCGUUGACCCUGAGGCUGACCGCUUCUUCAACAUGGUUCGCUUGUCCCCACUUCUCUUCUUGGAGAGCACAGAGGCUCCCGACCCUCCCCAGGAUACCGGCUCAGCCUCUCUGGUUGAGACCAAGGACCCACCAGUUGAAGACACAACCGUCCCCUGCGGCUUCCGCCAGUGCUUCCUGUACCCUGGGCCUGGCGGUGGCUAUGGCUUCCGACUCAGCUGUGUGGCCAGUGGGCCUCAUCUCUUCAUCUCCCAGGUGACCCUAGGAGGCUCAGCUGCCCGGGCAGGACUGCAAAUGGGAGAUGUGAUUCUGGAGGUGAACGGGUAUCCCAUGGGCGGAGAGAAUGACCUGGAAAGACUUCAGCAGCUGGCUGAGGCAGAGCCACCCCUAUGCCUGAAGCUGACGGCCAGAUCUCAGCAGGGCUUGGAAGCCUGGAUUCCGCCAGGGUCUGGAGAGGACUGGGCUGUAGCCUCAGAUCUACUGUAGCACCCCCUAUGCCUGGCUUUCCUGUCUCCACUCUCCAGCCUGAGGUGGUGGGAGCUGAGAUGCUCUCUUUAAACUAGAAGCUGCAGCUCUAGGACUCCGGUUACCUCCAAUCACAGGAUAGUCCUUGGCCUCCCUCCCUUCCCAUGGGCCCACCUCCUGGAAGAGGGUGUGGCCAGAGGCCUCAGGUGGGCCCACGAGGGAGCCUCCCCUUUGAUUCCAAAGGAAGUCAUGUGGGAUCUUUGGGAGCUGUGCGCCAAGGAUGAUGAUCUGCCUGAGAUGAGUGGUAUGAUUUUGUGAUUUAUAACAAGAAAUAUAUGUUUGGCCUUCAUACCCUUUCCUGGCACAGAGCUCCUAAAAUCCUUGGAAUUUCCUAAGUAGUAAGACAGAUAAAGCUGUCUUCUGUUUUUGACAAUAAGCCCCUUUCAACUACACCUAGUUUUGUUAAUGAGAUGACUCUUGACAAGCACCUGAGAAUGGGGCACAGGUUUCCAGGGCAACCAGUCAUGUGAUUAGAGGGUUGGACCUUUCAGUGCCCACCCCCCACCCCUACCCUCAACCUCCUGGGAGGGGAGAGGGGCUGGAGGUUGAGUUAAUCACCAGUGUUCAAUGGAUCGAUGGAUCAUGCCUACAUAAUGAAGCCUCCAUAGAAACCCAAAAGGACAGUUUCAGAGAGCUUUCCGCAUUGCUGAACACGUGGAGGUGCUGGGAGGGUGGCGCACCUGGAGAGGGCAUGCAGCUUCCAUGCUCAUACCUCGCCGGUGUAUCUCUUCCCUCUGGCUGUUCCUGAGUUGUGUUCUUUAUAAUAAACUGGUAAUCUAGUAAGUAAACUGUUUCCCUGAGUUCAAUCGCUCUAGCAAAUGUUUGAACCCAAGGAGGGGGUUGUGGGAACCUCUGAGUGAUAGCUAGUAGGUCAGAGGCACAAGUGACAACCUGGACUCGAGAUUGGUAUUUGAGGUCGAGGGCAGUCUGUGGGACAGAGCCCUUAACCUGCGGGAUCUGAUGGUACCUCCAAGUAGAAAGUGUCGGAAUUGAGUUAAAUUGUAACACAAAAGUUAAAUUGUGUCUACGGAGAAUUACUUGGUGUGGGAAACCUCCCCCCUCCAC
Molecule: messenger RNA, 2697 nt
Organism: Balaenoptera musculus (blue whale)
Lineage: Eukaryota; Metazoa; Chordata; Mammalia; Artiodactyla; Balaenopteridae
Gene: NHERF4
Product: PDZ domain containing 3
Exons: 11
Coding region: 85-1593 (502 amino acids)
Biological process (GO): protein localization to plasma membrane
Cellular component (GO): apical plasma membrane
Molecular function (GO): signaling receptor binding; protein-membrane adaptor activity
Source: RefSeq, a predicted model, not a curated record